This is a messenger RNA of Carica papaya (papaya), 1071 nucleotides long. Lineage: Eukaryota; Viridiplantae; Streptophyta; Magnoliopsida; Brassicales; Caricaceae. The record is from RefSeq and is a predicted model, not a curated record.
UUGAUCUUUUUGCAUGCUAUUACUCCCAGGAUGUUCAUGAAACUGCAGCAGGAGCUCUUUGGAAUCUUGCUUUCAACCCUGGAAAUGCUCUCCGGAUUGUGGAAGAAGGGGGAGUUCCUGCACUUGUCCAUCUCUGUUCUUCGUCAGUGUCAAAGAUGGCGCGUUUCAUGGCUGCAUUGGCACUGGCAUACAUGUUUGAUGGGAGAAUGGAUGAAUUUGCUCUGGUAGGGACUUCAUCAGAGAGCAUGUCAAAGAGUGUGAGCUUAGAUGGUGCUAGAAGGAUGGCCUUGAAGCACAUUGAAGCUUUUGUGCUUACAUUUUCUGAUCCUCAAGCAUUUGCCACAGCUGCAGCAUCAUCAGCUCCAGCAGCACUAACACAAGUUACUGAGAGAGCUCGCAUCCAAGAAGCAGGGCACCUCCGAUGCAGUGGAGCUGAAAUUGGGAGAUUUGUGGCGAUGCUACGAAAUCCUUCUUCUAUACUCAAAGCAUGUGCUGCUUUCGCUCUUCUCCAGUUUACAAUUCCUGGUGGUCGGCAUGCCAUGCAUCAUGCUAGCCUUAUGCAGAGUGCUGGAGCAGCAAGAGUACUCCGUGCUGCAGCUGCAGCAGCAACUGCCCCAGUUCAAGCUAAGAUCUUUGCAAGAAUUGUACUCCGCAACCUUGAGCACCACCAAGUUGAACCCUAAAAUCAGAUCCAUCAGGAUUACUGUCUCAGAACAGAGCAGGGCCUGAUUCAUGGAAGUACAUUUUUAACCAUUCUAUUGGUCAGUAGCAGUGCUAGAGAAAAUUCUGAAGAAUAUCUUACACUGUAGCCUCUGUGAGAUCUGAGUGCGAGCCCUAGAGAAGAGAAGUUGUUGGAUAUUUAAAGUGGUUCUGUAACAUGCGAAAGGUACUUACAACGAGGCGUUGAUGCCAAAUCGAAUGUCCUCAUCAGUUUUCAUAUUUGUAUUCAUCAUGACAAAAAUGUUCUAUAUAGUCAUAAAUAUUGAAGCUAUUUGGGAUUGCUAGGCAUUAUCUGUUUUGUUGUAGUGAUUACUACAGGUGAAAUUAAUAAUAAUUGUUUUUUUUUAUUCA